GUGCAGUAACCAGAUUUGUUUAAAUGCCAGGUAGAAGUGUUGACCAUUCAGCUUGUUAGUUAUGGGUAGUUGUUUAAAAGUAUGUGUGCUUGCAAGGAAAGAAGAAAAAAGUUAGUUCAUGCAUCACUUAGUGGAUUUGUUAGUGAAUGCUUGGCUGACAUUUAAUUAUUUAGGUCAUGUCUUGAUAUGUAAAGAUGAAGUAAAAUCUUGAAAUAUGAUUACAGUUUUUAUGGUGGAAUCUACAUUAUGAUUUACCCUUAAGGGAGAUAAGCUUGUUAAUGCAAUGUUGUGCUUGGAAAUGGGUUACUCUUGCCUCUAGUUCUUUUUGCCCUUGUCACUGUUACCUCACCUGAUUUACCGAGAUCUCUUUUUGUGGUGCAUUUUUUUUCUGUUGGAAGAUAAAAAAACAUAGGGUCUUACCUUUGUAGCAUAAAUAUCACAUAUGUAACUAGCAAGGCUAUUUAUGGAAAUGUCAAGAACAGUAAAGGUUAGCAAGAGCAACAUUUAGUACAUUACUUAUGAUAAGAUAAGAAAUGGGAAGAAACUUAUUUUUGCUUAUGAAAUGUAUGAAUCAAAGAGCCUCCAAUGUACAAUAGUGGGUAAAUGUACAUAACUGCACCCAUCAGUCACUGUUGUCAUUAUUUUACAUUAUCUUAAUUAGAAAUUUUGUUAUUAUCUCUAUCACUAGCAGAAAAUAAUUAAGAAAAUACAUGAGUGUAGUGCACCAUCAUACAUUUUUAUAAGAGAAUACCAUGCAGCAUGAGACAAUGUGCAAGUGUUCGUAGAAGCAACUCAUUAAUCUUUGAAAAUGAGGUGUUAAGAGAAGACAAGAUGCUGAUGUUGAAAAGAAUAAAAGAAGAUACAUAUUGAGAAAAGUUGAUUAAGAAGGACUUUAGUGUGUGUAUUUCACCAAGACAGUUGCCAUGUUUCCUUUGGGCGGUGGGUGGUGGCCCAUGACAUCACACAAGAGUUUUGAAGAAAUUUGGGAGAUACACUGAGGAGCAGGCCAUUGCAAACAUGGCCCUUCAUAUUGCCCAUUGACAGGGAAGUAUGGAAGAGUGCUCCAGUGUGAGAUCGACAGAUUCUGCAGGCACCAGUGAAGAGUAUGAGAUUGUGGAGAGUGAGCCAGUCACAGCCAGUACCCCUCAGCAGGACCACCCGUUGGAGCCCACACUGAACAUUGCCAACAACGGCAACAUGGAGGACCUGCGGCUGGAGCUGACAGAGGUCAUGAGAGAGAAAAGCUCUGAUGGAUCCUCCCCACCCACCACUAAUGGGACGUCUGCUGCCAGGAGAGGUGAUGAUGAAGAAGAGGAGGAGGAUGACCUACCAGUCUUCCCUUCACCACCGCCCCUUGAGACCCAGGCAUCCCGAGUGUCACAGAUAUCACAGGUAUCUCAGGCAUCAAGCCAGAGUGAGGGACCUGGUCGACCUGAUGACAGGACCCUUGGGGAGAACAAUCCAAGUUUCUCUCAUCAGACUGCUUCAGAUGACGACAUGGAGCGGGUGCAUGCUGAGGAUGGUAGCGGGGACUAUACCAUCUUCAACCGAGUGACGUAUCUGGGGGCGGCCUCGAUCAAUGCACCACGCAGCGAGGGGGAGAUCCAGCGUAAUAUGGCAAUUCUCAAUGCCCAGGCUCAGGAGCAGGCGCUGGAGGUGUCUGUUUCUGUCCCUUCAAACUCUGAAGGCUACGUGAUAGUUUAUGAUGCCAACAACAGCACAGAGAUGACACGGUUCAAAAUCCACCGCAUCUUGUUCUGUGCUCGGGGCAAGGCAGACACUUCAGAGGCUUGCUGUUUCGCCUUCACCUCAUCUCAUGGGGACACCCAGGAGACUGCCAUCUUCCAGUGCCAUGUGUUUCGCUGUCAGAUCCCUGAGGCUGUGGCACGUGUCCUAAUCACUUUUGCGGCAGCAUUUCGACGUGUGCCUAAGAGCAAGAUGGGUCAGCGUGAGGAGGCCUGUCCCAGUCGGCAGCCAGAUGAUCUCAUCCACCUCUUUGAUAUCUCUUUGGAAAUCAAAGAGGAGGAUAACAAGGGUAACUUCAACACAGUACCACGAGACAAGGAGUUCUUCAAGCUUCGGAGCAACAUAGAGAAACAGCUUGUACUGACAGUGAGCCCAGCCCCACCCAGCAGCCUCCCCAGCAUGGCCCACCACCCUCCAGCUCCGGCAGACCUGUGCGUUGAGAGAUGCUUUGGUCUUCUCGUGGCCCAUGGCAGGAGAGUGAAACAUGCUGACAUGAACUUGCUGGAGAUGAAAAUGGCCGUCCAUGAUCACUCACUGGCAGAGACAGUGAGAACUCAAAAUGGAUGCAAAAAUGGAUUCUCAAACACAUCCCAUGUUUUUGGGGUAAAUGAGGUGCAGGUUUCCAUGGGCAGCAGUGUGAGUGACAAGAAGAGCUAUGUGAUCUCAGGCCACUGGGACCCUUGUGAUCCAGUGUUUGCUGUGCUCAAUCAAGAAACACCUAAGGACCGACGGGUGUUCAUGACAGUUGCCAUAGAUCUAGUCAUCCGAGGAAUCCAAGAGCCAGUGCGCUUCACAAUAGAGACCAAAGUGCGGGUGUAUCCACAGAAUGAACGUUUCUGGUAUUUCAGCAAGAAACCACUAGUGCACCUCUUCUCCCUCAAGCUCAAGCAAGUGGACCACUCACCACAGGGGGACAAGCAGUAUGUGGUCACUGCUGUAGACAAUCUUGGGGAGGUGGAACGAUGGCGACCCUCCACCAUGUCCCUCUCCCUGAAUCUCUCCUCCCUCACUUCUUCCACUCUCUCCUCUCUCUCUGCUGGCCGCUCCCCAUCCAUUGCCUCCAUUGAGACACCAGGUUGUGAAGAGGACACAGAUGAUGAUGAGCCCCUGCUGAGUGGAUCUGGUGAAGUUUCCAAGGACUGUCCACAAGGGGAACUGGACCUUUGGAGACAGCUGUUGCAACAGGAGGAAGUGUUGCCCAGGAUGCAGGCAGACUCCCAUCACCAGCUACCCAAGGGUGUGGCAAGUCUUGUAAAGCGUGGUGUGCCAGAGGCUCUGAGGGGAGAGGUGUGGCAACUACUAGCUGGUUGCUCUCAGAACCAGGACAUGAUGGAAACCUACAGAGUGCUGAUAACCAAGGACUGUGCCAGUGAUCAGGUGAUCCUCAGGGACAUCAACCGCACCUUCCCUGCUCAUGACUACUUCAAGGAAGCAGGUGGGGUGGGGCAGGAUGCACUGUACAAGAUCAGCAAGGCAUAUGCAGUCUAUGAUGAGGAAGUUGGGUAUUGCCAGGGACUCUCCUUCCUAGCAGCUGCCCUCCUCCUGCAUAUGCCAGAGGAACAGACCUUCUGUGUUCUCAAGAGAAUAAUGUUUGAGUAUGGGCUGCGAGAGCUCUUCAGGGAUGGCUUUGAGGUGCUGCACAUGCGCUUCUUCCAACUGGGGAAACUGAUUGAGGAGCACAUACCUGAGUUGUGGCAGCACUUCCAAGAGCAAGGUGUGGAGGUGCACAUGUUUGCAAGCCAGUGGUUCCUCACACUCUAUACUGCCAAGUUCCCUCUGUUCAUGGUGUUCCACUACCUUGAUCUCUUCCUCCUCAUUGGACUUGAUUCAGUCUUUCAAGUGGCAUUGGCUCUCCUCCAGAUGUCCAAGAAGGAGCUGCUGUCUUCUGAUUUUGAAGGAAUACUCAAGUACUUCAGGGUGUCCCUACCCAAGAAGUACCGCAAUGAAGAUGUGGCUAGACAGCUCUUCAAACUGGCCACCUCAAUCAAGGUGAAGAAAAUUAAGAAGUAUGAGAAGGAGUACCUUGCCCUCAAAGAACAAGAAGCCCUACAAGAGGACCCAGUGUUGCGACUGGAGAGGGAGAACCGUCGCUUCCUGGAAGACAAGAUGAGGCUUGAGCGGGAGAAUGAUGACCUUGCACAGGAAUUGGUGAACAGCAAGAUCACCAUGAGAAAAUGCAUGGACCAGUUGGAGGACAAGUGUGACUCCCUAGGGAAGGAAGUGGUGAAUCUCAACACUGUGUUGUCUGAUGCUGAGGAGGAAAAGAAACGUUUACUUAUGGAAGCCAAUCAGGUAAAAGAACUGCUCAAGAGGGAGGUGGAGAAAGGGGAUGUUGAGACUCAGAGCAAGUCAGCCAUCAUUGCUGAUUACAAGAAUAUCUGCUCCCAACUCUCUGAAAGGCUGGACAAAGAACAAGCAGCUAAUGCACGCACUAUCAACAUGUACAAGGCUAAGGUGGCUUCAUGUGAGAAGUGUAGUGCCUUGCUCUCCCCUGUCUGUGGCCCAACAGUAGAGAUGGGUCUGGAGGAGUCACCUGCAGUAACCAGGCUCCAGCAGCAGGUGCGGGAGCUGGAGCUGGAACUGGCCAAAACCAAGCUGGCUCUGGUAGAAUCAGAAUGCAAGAAUCAGGAUCUGACACAUCAGCUGACCACAGCUGUGAGGGAGCUUCAGGCCACCAAAAAUACAUGGUUCCAGAAGACACUCACCUCCUUCUCCUCCUCCCUCAAGGAGCGCACUGGCUCCUCCUCCUAUCCCUCCUUUACCACCACCACCACCACCACACAAACCACCACAGCUCCUGCCACCACCAGUGUAGUCACCUCUGCCACUACAAGCGCUAAUGUUCAGCGUCAGAUUAGUAAAGACAGCAACUCUGAAAAAAUAUAGAACAUGCCUCUUCUCAUCCUCCGCAACAUUAUAUAUUUCAGAAAACUGGCUAAUGUGUGAAGUGUAUUUAGAAAUGGAAGGGAAGAGUAGGCUAGUAUAAGGAUACCUUUGCCACAAAUGACUAUGAUAGUGGAGGAGAAUGAUGUGCUUAGUGUUGGGAAGUUUUAACUGCAGAAGUAUUCCUGGAAAUUGUGCAGUGAUGAUUAGAAAAUACAUUCCAGCACCUCAAGCACUUUCACCAUUCUUUCAUCCCCAGUCUUGUCAAGUGUGUGAAGAGAGAGUGAGGGGCAUCACAAGAAUGAAGGCUGUGGUAGAGCACUGGUGGCAGACUGAAAUUCUCUGAGGUGGUGUGAUGCAAUGUAACUACUAUGAACUAUGAAUGCACCACAUUGCUACUUAGCUAGUGUGACUGCUCUGCUAAGGACUUGCCUGUGUCACGGUCACAGCAUCUUCUAUUUCUUCUGCUGCUGCUACUUUGACUACUGCUACUGCUACUGCAGCUUCUACUACUACUACUCUACUAUUACUACUACUACUACUCUACUAUUACUACUACUACUACUACUACUAUACUACUGCUGCUGCUUCCACUACAAGAGAAUCCUGGGUUACAAGCGACUUGAUUGAAGUUUAGACUCAAUUUUACUCUUUUUUUCCAGUUUAUGAAUGUAGAAUGUGCAUUGCCCAAAAACCUCACUAAAAUUAAAAUAAUGAAAGUGCUUUAGGUAUUUUUCAAAUUUCAUUUUAAUUUAUACAUUUUAUAGAAUGUAAUUCAUCUGUACGUCCUAGUUCACUGCUGCUGCUACUACUACUACUACUACUACUGCUACUACUACUACUACUACUAUGACUACUACUACUACUACUAAUACUACUACUACUACUACUACUACAAACUCUACUAUUACAAAAAAUUUGCUGUUUCCAGCAUCAACACCAAAACAGUUUCAUGUGUGUGUGUGCAUAUGUUCCAAUCAUGUGCUUGUAUAUGUGCCUAGGAUAUAUUCAUACCUGUACUUAACAAAAUACUACAUACAUUGAGCUAGGUAUUAGAAAGCUUUUUUUUUUUUAGCAAUACACAGAAACUAAAACUAAGUUAGUGUGAAGCUUUCAUUGAGGGGAGCUUCAGCACAGUCCAGGGAGAGGGAGGGCACAUGGGGAGGGGAAGGGUCUCAUAGACAUAAUAUUCCAGAUUGUAUUGCAAGUUAGGUCUAAUAGAAGUCUUUGUUGCUGUAGCAUAAUGGUGAAGUGAUGGAACUUGUAAAGAAGCACCAAGAUGAAGAAGCUUGAAGUGAUGGGAUGAGGGGAGGAAGGAGGCAUGUUUGAGGUGAUGGGAUGGAAGGAGGAAUGAGGAGGCAUGGAGGCACAAGGUGACAUUAACAAGGAUGAUGAGAGAAGGGCCAUUUAAAGGAGGAAUGAGGAGGCAUGGAGGCACAAGGUGACAUUAACAGGGAUGGUGAGAGAAGGGCCAUUUAAAGGAGGAAUGAGAAGGCAUUUAGUUAUGAUGUAACAUGAAAAAGAUGAAAAGAUAGGGUCCAUAUAUAUAUAUAUAUUUUUUUUUUUUUUUUUGAGUGAAAUCCAGUUAUUAUGAUGUACCAGAAGUGGACACAAUAGGUGAACUUAAAUAGUGGAAUUUAAAAUGUGACAGUACUAUGGAAGUUAAACAGAUGAGAUAAAAAUAAUAAAAUAUUCAGAAUGUGUAAAAAACUUAAAAGGACAAAUUUCAUACAGGAACUAAUAUGUGUUGAAAACAAUACAGGAAAAACAGGGUCAGUCAAUGGCUUUCAUAGUGUUGCAUAUUUAUGUAUGUGGUAGAUUUUUGUUCUUAGAUCUGCCAUUGUGUAGAAUUUGCCUUGAUGGUAAUACAUACAAUUAUGUACUUUAUGUACUUUUAAUAACUAAUCAGGAUAUGGUUCCUGGAAACAGUUUUGCAAGAAUUUCUUUCCUUUAUGGAGAAAAGUUAAAUUGCCAAGGAAACUUGUUAAUUUUGAUAUAGAGGGGAUGAGAAAGCAGGCAAUUUCACUGUAUCCACAUGGGUGAGGUGAAAACUAUUGAAUAUUUUGUAUUUGCCAUCAAUCAGGAUCAUUGUAUUUUUCUUUACUCAUUAUAGAAACAAAUCAAGGAAAUAUUGACAUCCUAUUCCUGCUGCAACAUUGUGUUUUCUUUCAUUAAUAAUAUUGCAUUGGUUCCAUUAUUAUACAUAUAUACAUGUUGUAUGUACUCUCUUGAUUUCUGAGACUUAUUAAGAAUAUCUCAAGUCACUUGUACAUAGAUAUAUAUUAUAAUCAAGAAAGUAAUUUGUAUUCAUAAGUUAUAAGAUAUUUACUGCACACAAGAGGUAUUUCUAAUAAAAAGAAGCUUAUAUUAAUGUGUACCAUGUAAAAGUCUAACUUCUCUAUGUAUAUGAGAGAGAGAGAGAGAGAGAGAGAGAGAGAGAGAGAGAGAGAGAGAGAGAGAGAGAGAGAGAGAGAGAGAGAGAGAGAGAGAGGUGUGUGUGUGUGUGUGUGUGUGUGUGUGUGUGUGUGUGUGUGUGUGUGUGUGUGUGUGUGUGUGUGUGUGUGUGUGUGUGUGUGUGUGUGUGUGUGUGUGUGUGUGUGUGUGUGUGUGUGUGUAAUGGCUGACAGAGACCCCCCCUUAUGUCUCUGUUAAUAACUGUUAAUGAACAUACUGCAAAAAAAAAAAAAACAAUGCAAGUACUUACUACACCCACACAUCUGUUUAGGAGAGCAAUUUAGAAAGGAUAUAUUUAAUUACAUGCAAAUUUAGUAGCAGUUUUUACAUGCAAUUAUAUUAGUGGGUAGGUGAAAAAGACAUUGGAGCAGUCAGGAGAGUGCAAACCCCCAAGGAUAGCAAAGCCUGGGCACUGGCAACCUGGUAGCAGGAGUGGAGUCUUGCCAGGUUUACUAUAGUUACAGUUCUACAAUUAUCAUUUCGAUAUACUCAUAUGUUUCAUAAUACAUAUACAUACAUGCACAUUUCAUUAACAUUGUACUAUAUAAUAUUUAUUUUGUGAUAAUAUUGUACCUCACUGUAUUGUUUUGAAAUAUGAAGUAUACACCCUCCAGUCAUUACUCUAGUACAGGGUCCAUGAAGGAAUAGAAGUGGUUUUGAGAGAGAGAGACUCAGAACUGGACCCUGAGAGUGAUGGGCUGUUGGGAGGUAGAGUGGAGCCUUUAACCCUGUCACUGGUAUAGUUGUCCUCUGGGAACAUUCACACUACUGUAAAAUAAUACUUGGAAGGACACAAAUGAGAGAACUGGAACUUAUGUUUUAUCUUAGCUACAUAACUAUUUAAGCAACUGAUGUACUAUAACAGGUUACUGAAAAGUUGUGUAGCAGUGAAAGGGUUAAGGCAUGUCAGCUUUGGGGCUUGUAAAUGGCACCCAGACCUCCUCAUGUCACACACUGUUUUGUUGAAGUAUUAGGGAGGUGGAGAGGCACUACCAUCUCCUUGAAGGAAAUUCUACUUAAUAUAAACCUUAAUAUGUUAAUUUAUGCCAUAGUCUCUCUUAGGUUGUAUUUAGUGAUGGUUAUAGGUUAUAUUUAUUCUUUAUACAAGUUUUUAAAAAGUUAUAUAUAUUGAAGUUAUGAUUAUUAUCAGAAUUAUGUUAUAUGAAAGUUCAUAAUAUUGUUUGUAAGGAAGUAAUAUUAUUUGUUGAAGUAGGAAUAACAGAACAAAACUUGGUCCCUUUCCACAUACUGGUAUUGCUUGGGUAAGUUGUGGUGUUGCUCAGCUUGACAGCAAUGCAGGGGUGUGUGACAAGGGACCCACAGCCCAGCACCACCACUCAGUCAUGGCUGGAGGCUGCCAUCACUGUUUUCUGUUCAAGAUAUGUAUUGUAAAUAUGCUGAAGGAAGGAAUAUGCUCAUACUCAUAUGCCAUUUUUAGUGCUACAUUCUUUUUCAUAUAAAUGUAUGUACGCAUGCAUGGGCUGUAUGUUGAUUUCUGUUUAUACCAAUUAUCUCUAAAAACUAAUAAGGAAAAAUUGUGCUGCAAGUGCUUGUUAGGUCAGUGAAUAGCUGUAAGUUAUGUUCAGUAAUAUGAAGUCACAGUCCCCCUUCCCUCCGAUGGCAAAACUUGUGAUACUGCCCUUCUGUACCUCUACACCAAAUACACAAUAAACUCAC
This is a messenger RNA of Scylla paramamosain (green mud crab), 8760 nucleotides long. Its product is annotated as rab GTPase-activating protein 1-like. Bases 1051 to 4632 code for a protein of 1193 amino acids. The transcript has 24 exons. NCBI's taxonomy places the organism in Eukaryota, Metazoa, Arthropoda, Malacostraca, Decapoda, Portunidae. The record is from RefSeq and is a predicted model, not a curated record.